UCGCCUGUUCGGAAGCAGUGUGAAGAAAUUAAAAGGUAUAAAUGAAGACUGAAAGGAAGAAGACGCUUCUUAUGAACUUGUUUAUAAAUUGUUCUUAUUUUUUAUUUUUUAUUAUUUCAUGGAGUGCCUCCGCCGAUAAAUCCGCGCAAUCAAACCCAAUCAGAGAAGUGAUCUUUGAUUCAAGCAAACAGAGAAGCCUGGAAUGGACGUCCUCUUCUCCAAAAUCUUGGAAAGAAACAUACAUGCAGCUUGGGAAGGAUUAUAAACACUUUGUCUACCAAGCCUGUAACCCCAAAUUCAGUAAUACUCCCCAAACAUUAUGGACCAAUUGGAUACCCAAGCAAGAUGCCCAUGAGAUUCAGCUGGACCUCAGUUUUGCCCAAGAGGACCAGCAACCUGUCUAUAUUUAUGUCCAAGGAUCUGACCAACCUCUGGAUCAAAACAUUGGGAUACCACGGGAAGCUGUUCACGAGAUCACAGCCCAAAAUCAAUUUCCUGUUGGAGGUGUUCCUCUGGAUGAGAACCUGAACCAUGCUCAGGGUCUUCAUUUAGGAAAGAUCUUUCAGAAGGGCUUUCACCUAGGAUUUUCCUACAGCGGCAUCUGCAUCUUUAUUGCUUCUGUCGAGCUAUUCUUCAUGAAGUGUCCAGAAUUUGCAUGGAGCCAAAUGAAAUUUGAGGAAACUCCCGCAGGAUCAGGGUUAAGUAAGGGAGUAUGUGUAAAUAGUGCAGUGGAGAUAUCCGCCCCAGUGAUGAAGUGUCAGUCAAACGGGACAUGGGGUCCACCUCAGGGAUUAUGUGUUUGUGAUGCAGGCUACCAGCCCGAGGGAAACAGUUGCAAAGCUUGUAGGUUGGGCAGCUUUAAACCAGCAAAUGAAAGUGGAGGAUGUUUGCCUUGUCCUCCCAGAAGUACAACACAUCAAGAAGGUGCAUUUCAGUGUGACUGUGAACAGGGUUAUGCACGCCUGCAGAGUGACCCUCCCCAGCUGGGAUGCACAAAACCUCCGUCACCCCCGGUCAACUUAACCUCCCAGCAUUUAGGUGACACAGCUGCGACUCUACAUUGGGCUCCGCCUGCAGACCUGGGUGGAAGAGCUGAAGUGGAAUAUGACGUGCAGUGUAAACAGAGACAAGAUGCAUCUGGGGAUCAGUGGGAUCCAUGUGAGAACACAGUGUUGAUUCUCCCUUACACCACUGGACUGAAACACACAGCAGUCAAUAUCACCAAAAUCAAGCCUGAACUGGAUUAUCAUCUGUCUGUCACAGCACACAAUGCCAUAUCUACUAUACUUGGAAAUCAUCACUCCAUGCAGUCAACUAUCAUCUACAAAGCAAGAGAUCCAUUAAGUACAUUGCCCAGUCCUGGUCCCAUUACCCAUUCCAAACAGGUGCUCUUUUCUGGUCUAAUUGCUGCUCUACUGUGUGGUGUCCUGUUUCCCUUCAUUCUCAUAGCUGUAUUCUUCUUUGUAAGGCGCCGCCACAGGAAACGCAGUGAUGAUGAGCAAGCGGUGUUCAUAUCCCACACUGGUGUGACGUUUCAACGUAUUGAUGAACCAGAACCCACAGCUCAAUCUGAGCAAAUCACUAUUCAGAUGUUGGAGGGGGUGAGUUCCAGACUGCUGUGCGGUCUAAGAGAUGUGCUGGUGGAGCGUACUAAAUUAACGAUGGGCAAAGAGCUUGGGAAAGGAGAAUUUGGGGCAGUCUAUGAGGGCAUAUUUUCCCCUCAAGGAGGAGAAGACAUCAAAGUGGCAGUGAAAACCAUGAGAGUUGGAAUCCACAGUCAAGAGGAUCUGGAGUCCUUUCUCAAGGAGGCAGAAAUUAUGCGAUAUUUCGAUCAUGACAAUGUAGUUAAAUUGCUUGGGGUUGCACUAGAACGAGAUCCACAGUCCUCCAUCCCUGUACCUCUUGUAAUUCUUCCAUUCAUGAAACAUGGAGACCUACGGCGCUUUCUUAUAGCCACUCGCUACGGCGACGUUCAAAUGUUUGUGCCUUAUCAGAGUCUUCUGCGUUUCAUGAUUGACAUUGCUGCAGGAAUGGAGUAUCUCAGCUCUCGGGGUUUCCUACAUAGAGACUUGGCUGCUCGUAAUUGCAUGUUGGGAGAUGACCUGCGCGUGUGUGUAGCUGACUUCGGCCUGUCUAAGAAGAUCUAUUCCAGCAACUACUACAGGCAGAAAGUGGCUGUGAGAAUGCCUGUAAAGUGGAUGGCCAUAGAGAGCCUGUCUGAGUCGGUUUACACUACUAAGAGUGAUGUGUGGUCUUUUGGAAUAACCAUGUGGGAGAUCACAUCCAGGGGGAGGACACCUUAUCCGGGUGUCCCCAAUCAUGAGGUCCUGGACAUGCUGGAGAGUGGACACCAUCUCAAACAGGGGGACAUCGACAGCAAAUUAUAUGAGGUGAUGUUGAGCUGCUGGCACAGAGAUCCCUCUCAGAGGCCAUGUUUUGGAGAGCUGGGCCAGAAACUCAAAGCUCUUCUAUCUGAGCUUCCUCCCCUGGAGGCCAGCAAGGAUGCCCACUACAUCAACCAGGCCCUAGAGGCAGCCAGUAAUCGGCAGGAUGCUGCAGAGGACGUGGAUCCUGAGAUGGAAGGGGCUGUAAACAACAUAUAUCUACCCGAACCUGUCAGUGGACUUGUAUACUAUUCCAGAUCAGUGGAGGACAAAGAGGAGGAUGGAUACCUGCUGUGCAAUAAAAAUGAAUGAGAACGUGGGCCAUGCCUGGUCUGUGUUGGUACUUAUGGCACUUACAAGGUUGUUAAAAGGGCUAUAUCUCACUAACUAAAUUUGAAUCAAAUGUGUAGUUACAUACAGUAUUCUUGUUUUCUCUAGAAGUGGUUUUGUAUGUUGUUUUACAGUUUUUCUCAAUCGCUUUGGCAUAAUUCUUGAAUGAGAAUAAUUGUUUUCAAAACAUUAAGUUCAAAUAUCUGAACAAUUAGUUCCUUGUUCACACCAUAUUUGAAUUUCUUAUUCAUUUAAGCAAAUUGCAUGUGUUUUGGCACAUAAGUACAAUUGUCUACAAUUUGCACAAUAACUAAAUGCACAUCUUGCUGAUCAAAACUGAGUUGAUUCUCAGUGAAAUUGUCAUACUGUUCUCAACUUCUAAACAUUCUUUCAUCAUGUGAGCAUCACAUGCAAAAUGAUCCAUUCAAUUAUCAAAAUCUGUCAGACGUACAUGUAUAUAUACAGUACAUAUUCCAUAUAUUCCGAAUGUUUUUUCAAUGUUUCUUUUUUCAAUGUCAUUUUGUGGCAAUUUUCUGUUCACUAUAUACAGUAUGACUUUACAUGUAAGAAAUGUGUAUAAGUGGACAUGCAAAUGUGUAUUUUCUAUU
Messenger RNA from Xyrauchen texanus (razorback sucker), 3322 nucleotides. Its product is annotated as tyrosine-protein kinase receptor TYRO3-like. Lineage: Eukaryota; Metazoa; Chordata; Actinopteri; Cypriniformes; Catostomidae. Bases 42 to 2696 code for a protein of 884 amino acids. Gene Ontology annotation, cellular component: signaling receptor complex; neuron projection; plasma membrane. Gene Ontology annotation, biological process: positive regulation of kinase activity; nervous system development; axon guidance. The record is from RefSeq and is a predicted model, not a curated record. Gene Ontology annotation, molecular function: ATP binding; protein binding; transmembrane-ephrin receptor activity. The transcript is spliced from 15 exons.